AUGCCCUUGAGCGCAGAAAUUGGAAUGAGAGCAGCUAAACCAACAGGAACACCUAUAGAUGUUAAUGUCAAAUUAACAUCAAGAGAGUAUGAUCAAUAUGUGAAGAAAAUGCAAGAAGCUGCUGAUGAUCCCUUGAUAGAUCAGGUCAGCUAUCAAAAACUUGUAGGAAAACUCUUAUAUCUCAAUAUGACAAGACCAGAUAUUUCUUUUAGCACUCAGAUAUUAAGUCAGUUCCUGAGCCAACCAAAAAAAUCCCACAUGGAAGCUGCACUAAGAGUGGUGAGAUACUUAAAGAAGCAAUCUGGACAAGGAAUACUACUGUCCAACAACUUAGGUCACAAAAUUACUGCAUUUUGUGAUGCUGAUUGGGCUUUUUGUCCACUUACCAGAAAAUCUGUAACAAGGUACAUGAUUAUGAUUGGAAAGUCCUUAGUUUUGUGGAAAGCCAAGAAGAAAACCACAGUAUCAAAGAGUUCAACUGAGGCUGAGUAUAAGAGCAUGGCCUCCAUUGUGUCAGAGUUGGUGUGGCUGCUUGGAAUGCUGAAUUAA
Molecule: messenger RNA, 549 nt
Organism: Solanum dulcamara
Lineage: Eukaryota; Viridiplantae; Streptophyta; Magnoliopsida; Solanales; Solanaceae
Product: secreted RxLR effector protein 161-like
Exons: 1
Coding region: 1-549 (182 amino acids)
Source: RefSeq, a predicted model, not a curated record